Messenger RNA from Balaenoptera acutorostrata (minke whale), 2922 nucleotides. It is a transcript of the gene TPD52L1, whose product is annotated as TPD52 like 1. Lineage: Eukaryota; Metazoa; Chordata; Mammalia; Artiodactyla; Balaenopteridae. Gene Ontology annotation, biological process: positive regulation of MAP kinase activity; positive regulation of apoptotic signaling pathway. Bases 195 to 593 code for a protein of 132 amino acids. The transcript has 5 exons. Gene Ontology annotation, cellular component: cytoplasm. The record is from RefSeq and is a predicted model, not a curated record.
GGGGCGGAGGUAACCAGAAGCGGGCAGACGGAGGCCGCUCCGCGGUCUCCACCCCUUCAGCGCUGCGCUCGCUACGAGCGUGCCGGGAGAGGACGCGAGCGGCUGUGCCAGCUGCGUUCCGAGCUCGGGCCCCGCUGCUGCUUCUCCUCCAAGCGCCGGGCGUCCCCGCCGCGCUCAGUCCGAAGUCGGCCACCAUGGAGGCGCAGGCACGAGGUUUGUUGGAGACUGAACCACUGCAAGGAAGAGAUGAAGACACAGUAGCCAGUGCUGACUUCCCUAGCAUGCUCUCUGAGGAGGAAAAAGAAGAGUUAAAGGCAGAACUAGUUCAGCUAGAAGAUGAAAUUACAACAUUACGACAAGUUUUAUCAGCGAAAGAAAGGCGCCUGGUUGAGAUAAAACAAAAACUCGGCAUGAACUUGAUGAAUGAAUUAAAACAGAACUUCAGCAGAAGCUGGCAUGAUGUGCAGACUACUACUGCCUACAAGAAAACACAUGAAACUCUGAGUCACGCAGGGCAGAAGGCAACUGCAGCUUUCAGCAACGUUGGGACGGCCAUCAGCAAGAAGUUUGGAGACAUGAGCUUUGAUACCUAGAGGCAAAUAUUUAUAUCUUUGUGUUUAAGUUAUUUUUUGACGUCAAAAAUUACUGGAUUGUUCCCAAUAUUCAUGCAUCAUCUUAACAACUUGGCAUUCAUGAGGCUAGAGUUAAGUAAGUACAUGUGCAUGAAUCUGAGUACAUUGCUUUAUCUUCAUUUUUGCUAAUAAAGCAAUAACAAAAAGCAGUUAAAAUUCUUCAGAGGCAGUGUGUGAUGAAUGGUAAAUAUUCUGGAUUAUGAAUUAACCCUAACUUUAUUAUAUAAAAAUUUGCAGUCAUUUCAAUGGCAUUAAAACAUUUAUCUAAACUAAUUAAAUAAUUCCUUAAAACAGGAAAGACCUUAUCACCAGUUAUAUCCAAGAAAAUAUAUUUUGUCAUGUUUAUAAAGUUUGUUCUCCACAUACUUAGUUGAAACCUUUCACUUGAACACUGGGAUUCAGUGGCAUAAUACUGCCAACUAGAAUAGUGUUUCUCUAAUGGUAGCAGACCUUACAGACACCUCUGAAGCUUGAUAAAUGCAUAUUCUCAGAUUCCACCUCUCUCUCCAAGAUUGCACCUCAGUAGGUCUUGGGUGGCGUCUAGGAAUCUGUGGCUGUUCUCAGUUAUAAAUGGGGAAAAGAGUAACAACGUCUUCAGUUUAUAUUCAAGUAGCAAAAGAGAGCCUGCUAUGUAUUAAACACUCAAUAAAUGCCAGUUUUUACCUUUACUAAGUGACUGUCUCAGUUACAAGGUGACCCCACAGGACGGAAAUUAGGGAGAGUCGGUGAACAGGAGUGCAGUGUGUUUCAUAAGUUGUAAAGAACGAAGACCGUGUUUCACACAUGCAGCAUGUUGACAUACUCAUGUUCCUACAUGAACUGGGCAUAAUAUCAAGGUUGUGUUGACUGCCUUUCCUCCUGUUUCAAUGUGGCUUUGUUUUAGCAUAACGGAUAACCUGUUUCCCAGGAGUUCCAAACUUUUCAUUAACUAUUGCUCUGUGUAGAGGAUACAAAACUUCCAUUAAAAACUGUGGCUAAAAAUAUUGGGAAAUGUAGUCCACAUUCAAAUAUGGGCCUGUAAUAUUUUGUAGACCUAUAUUUUCAGGCCUAUAUUUUUCUCAAACUAUGAUAUCUAACAUUUGAAAUAAAUGAGGAUAACUUCCUGUGAAAGCAAAAAGUUUUACAAAGAAUUGUUACUUUUAUACUGGAACAAGUAAUAUAUGUAAAAGUCAUAUUUGAAAAGUACUUAAGUUUAAUAUAAUAACGAUUCUCAAAAGAGAACAAUUAGUAAGUUUUAAAUUUUUCGUUCAAAUUAAUUUGCCAGUUUAUAAAAUGAUAGUGGGGAAAUUUUAAAAUUUUAUCACAGGCAUUUUACUUUGAACCCCUUUUCAGUUUGAAAGUAUCAUAUUAUUUUAUAUUUUGUUAGUUAUACCAUAAAAUUCUUUUGUGAAUUCUGGGAACAAAUUUCUGAACUUCUUCAAAAAGAUUGCCAGAAAAAUUCAGAUACCUGAGAAGAAAAACAGUACCUCUCAGUUUUGUGGGGGUUUUUUGUUGCUGUUUUUUGUUGUUGUUGUUGUUGGCUGCACUGCGAGGCUUAUGGGAUCCUAGUUUCCCGAACAGGGAUCGAACUCGGGCCCUUGGCAGUGAGAGCUCAGAGUCCUAACCACUGGGCCGCCAGGGAAUCCCCUCUCAGUUUUUCUUUAAAAUAAUUAAAAGUUAAUGCUUACAGGUUUUGAAAACCUAGAAUUUGGGCCUUUUAAUAACUGGAUGAAAAGUGCUAUGUUAGGAUUUAAUUUAGAUGUUUUAUAAAAAUAAAUAAUAUUUCCUGAGCUAAGGUUCUCGUUUUCUCCUGAUUGCCACUAAGUGAAGGCCCCUUAGGCUGGUCACGGAAUUGCUCUGCCUCCUUCUCCACCUGUCAGGUAACGUGGUUAAUAGCUACCUAACUAGACUGUUUUCUCUGAAGGUAAAAUAAGGUCACAUUUAUGAAAGCACUCUGAAGAAACGCAAGCUAUUAGAAUCACUUUUAUGUUAAUAAUGUUGCCAUCUUCUUGGGACUUCUUGGUGAAUUUGUUCAAACUGCAUGUGAUCUAGUGGAGAGGAAAUCUUUGGAGGAGGCAUGUAACUUUAUUAGAGCAUCCAGCCACCUCUAUAUAUCCAUGAGAAAAAUAGUGAGAAGCACACGUACCAUAGGUUGGUAAAGUAAUUGUGAAGACAUUAAAAAGUCAGUGUACUCAGAAAGAGUAAAAAUGGGGCCCCCUCAUCUUUUCCUUGGGGCUCUUGAAAGAGGGGACAGCGGGCAGCGAGGCCGCUUCCUUGCGUCCUGAUGUACUAACCCUGCUCCUGUUCUUCU